CAUAGUAUCGACAACAGGCGACUUCAAUAAAUUUCAUUGAUGAUAUGAGUCUUGCUAAAAAAAAAUUGAAGAACAGCGCCAUAUCAUUCAAGGAAAUAGAAUGAUGAUCGUUAUAUAUGAGCAUUUGCGAUUGAUGUAUAUUAACUUAGUAAAAAUGAUGGUAUGAAAUAAUGAAUAAGAUGCUUUAAGACGUGGGUUUUGUUAAAUAUAAGACAGCAGCAGAAGUUCUGCUAGAAAACCAGAAUUUUAAUAUCGAUGAAUUUAACGUCUCUGUUUGAAAUUUCUUGUUUUUUUUUUAAAUAGAUAUUUCAACUAGAAAAACGACUUCCACAAUAGUAAACAAUCAACAUAAGAUUCAUGCGGAGUACAAGUAAGCCUUUUUGUGCUAAUGAUAAGAAACGUUAAAAGAGAGUAUUGCUACAAAGUAAAAUAAUAUCAUAGACCAUUAUCAACAUCAUCAAUUCCGGUAUAUUGGAGCAAUCGAGCAAAGUUUAUUCACAUCGAUUUGACAACUAACAACGAUAACUGUAGUGAAGAUAUUACUUUGGCAAGGUUAGAAACUGCUGUUUCAAAAUUAUUAUCAAUUCAUGAUGUGAAACUCUAUACUGAUUCAUUACGAGAUAUUUACUUAAGAAAAGAUGAUGCUAUUGAUCUAUUGAUAUUAUCGAAUGAAAUUCUAUUUCUUAAAACGCCAGGUUUUCAUCGUACACCAGUGGCUGAACAAACAAUUACUAUCAACAUUCGAACUGUUUGGCACAAGAUGACACCAUUUACAAUCACAUGUUCAAAUAGGAUCACAACCAAGGAAUUAAAACAAAUGAUUGAAAUGCAAAAUCCAUCGUUGAAGGUAAAACAUCAAAGAUUAAUUCAUGAAACACAUUGUGUUGGAAACCGACGCUUAUCGGAUAUUGAUUCAUACCGAGCUGCACAAGGGUUAGCUGCACUUUCAAAUGAUCAUUUUUUUGAUGAUGGUCUACUGUUGAGCGAGUGCAACAUUAAUAAUAAUACAACGUUAUAUGUUGUUCGUUCUAAAUGUACCAAUAGAGAGACAACAGAAAUAAUUGCGAUGCUUCCAGUCGAUUUACAGAUACAUGUGGUUACUGUCGGACCUGACUAUGAAGAUAAAAAGACCACAACAAUCAAUUGUUCAACAGAGACGACAAUCCAGGAAUUGAAAUCGAUGAUUUCAGAUCAAGUUAUUGGUGUCGAUAAUCGAAUUAUCGUUUACGGUGUUCACAAGUUAGAUGAAAGAAAACGACUAGCAGAUUAUAAUAUUGAAAAUAAUGAUAUUCUAUUUUGUCGAACACCAUUUGUCGGCGUAGUCUUUGUUAGAAGUUUAACAGGAAAAACUAUAACAAUUAAUAUUUAUUCCGAAGAAACGAUUGAAUCGUUUAAAUCAAAAGUGAAAAGUAAAGAGGGUAUACCAGUUGAUCAACAACGAAUUAUCUUUGCCGGAAAACAAUGGGAAAAUGGACGUUUAUUAUCGGAUUAUUUCAUACUGACUGAAUCGACGGUUCAUCUUCAGUUAAGACUACGUGGUGGUGAACAUAAGUCGACGGAAGCUUCAUUUGUUGAUCUAUCAGAUGAAAGUAAAAUAAAAAAAAUUGAAUGGAACAGCGAAGCUCCACCAUGGCGUACGGCCAAUGUUGGUCUUUGUUUGGAAGGUAAAUGUGAAAAUUCAUGUUGUGAAGCAUUCAAUUACUCUGUUAUUAUCAAUAAAGAAAUGGGUAUAUUUGAUUUUAUUAAUAAUAAGAAUACCAAUUGUCCACAAUGUCAUGCUCAUGUCGCUGUUCUAACAUGUGCAUUCAAUAAUUGUCAAUGGAGAUGGUUCGGAAUCAAGUGUGAACCGAAAACUGAUCGACUAGUUCAAAUUAAAAUCGAUGAUGGUGGAGCUAAAUUGGUUACUUGGCAAAAACUCAUCAUUCAAACCAGGAGAACACGAUACAACGAUGAUUGUAUUAUAUGUCUGGAGAAAAUUUCAGAAGAAGAACAACAGCAAUUAACUAUAACAAAGUGUAAACAUGUAUAUCAUAAGGAAUGUUUACAACAAUGGAUCGAUGCUGGUGGGGAUACAUGUCCAUUUUGUCGGCAAUUUUUAAUUAUAUCCUACAAGGAGGAUAAUUAUAUAACACAAAAAAAUCAUUGA
Molecule: messenger RNA, 2146 nt
Organism: Rotaria sordida
Lineage: Eukaryota; Metazoa; Rotifera; Eurotatoria; Philodinida; Philodinidae
Source: the annotation of a GenBank genome assembly